UCCGGAUCCCUCCGUCCAGCACCCACCCCUCACCUUUCCUCGGGGAAGUGAGGGCAGGACACCCUAAGGGUGCAGAUCCGGUGCCCCCGGGAACACACAGGUCUGAGUGGGCAGAGCCCCUCUCCAUGCUGGUCUGGGCGAUGUUUAUAGGGGGCCCAGUGGCUUGGGGCUGGAAGCCUCCUUGUGACUAUGGAGGGGACAGGGCUGCUGGCCCCCACUGAGGGAAUUCCCUGCGGGCUGUCCCUCAGGUUCUUGUCCCAACCCCUCCCCCGCACCCCUCUCACACCUGCUUCGACCCCAAGCAGAUCAGAUGUGGCAAUGGGGGGGGUCAUGUGACGGAGAGAUGGCUAUAAAUAGCUGGGGGUGGGCAUGCUGCCCCAGACGCCUUGGGGACAGGCAAGAGGACGGGCUUAAGGAGCUGUACUGGGGGAGGCCCCGGGGCGAGCAGGCCAAGGCCUGGCCCAGGGAAGGAACAUGGAGCGGUCAGAGUCCCAGCGGCGUGGGGGGGAGCAAAGCUGGUGGGGUAGUGCCCCCCAGUACCAGUAUAUGCCUUUUGAGCACUGCACCAGCUACGGACUACCCUCCGAAAAUGGGGCCCUUCAGCACAGGCUCCGGAGGGACGCAGGCCCCCGUCCCAACACCCGCCCCACACAGAUUUAUGGCCAUCACAAACAGCAGCCCCCGCACAAGGAGCAGGGCAUGGGGAUGCCCCUGAAGACGGGCUCCAGUGACAGCCUGGACAGCAAGGAUGAGGAUCACUCUUCUAAAUGUCAAGACUGUAUGCGCCGCCUGGGACACGUGGUAAGAAGGAAAUUAGGAGAAGACUGGAUCUUUCUGGUGCUUCUGGGACUGCUUAUGGCUCUGGUUAGCUGGAGCAUGGAUUAUGUCAGUGCCAAAAGCCUUCAGGCCUACAAGUGGACCUAUUACCAGAUGCAGCCCAGCCUGCCUCUGCAGUACCUGGUCUGGGUCACCUUCCCGCUAACUCUCAUCCUCUUCAGCGCCCUCUUUUGCCACCUCAUCUCUCCCCAGGCUGUUGGCUCCGGGAUCCCUGAGAUGAAGACAAUACUCCGUGGGGUCAUCCUGAAGGAAUAUCUCACCCUCAAGGCCUUUGUGGCCAAGGUUGUGGCCCUGACUGCAGGGCUGGGCAGUGGCAUUCCUGUGGGGAAGGAGGGCCCAUUUGUGCACAUAGCCAGCAUCUGUGCUGCUGUCCUCAGCAAGUUCAUGUCAAUGUUCUGCGGGGUAUAUGAGACCGUGUCUGGGCGGCUUGAUCUCCUGGUGCCGGCCUGUGCGGUGGGCGUGGGAUGCUGCUUUGCAGCCCCUAUCGGAGGAGUGCUGUUCAGCAUCGAGGUCACCUCUACCUACUUUGCCGUGCGGAACUACUGGCGAGGAUUCUUUGCGGCCACGUUCAGUGCCUUUGUUUUCCGCGUGCUGGCCGUGUGGAACAAGGAUGCUGUCACCAUCACUGCCCUCUUCAGAACCAAUUUCCGAAUGGAUUUCCCCUUUGACCUGCAGGAACUCCCAGCCUUUGCCAUCAUCGGGAUUUGCUGUGGGUUCCUGGGAGCUGUAUUUGUGUAUCUGCACCGCCAAGUCAUGCUUGGUGUCCGAAGGCACAAGGCCCUCAGCCGGUUUCUGGCGAAGCAUCGCCUGCUGUAUCCCGGAAUCGUCACCUUUGUCAUCGCUUCAUUCACUUUUCCACCAGGAAUGGGUCAAUUCAUGGCUGGAGAGCUGAUGCCUCGUGAAGCCAUCAGUACCCUCUUUGACAACAACACAUGGGUAAAGCAUGUGGGUGACCCUGCAAGCCUGGGCCAGUCGGCUGUGUGGAUCCAUCCACAAGUCAACGUCGUCAUCAUCAUCCUCCUCUUCUUUAUCAUGAAGUUUUGGAUGUCCAUCGUGGCCACCACUAUGCCCAUACCCUGUGGAGGCUUCAUGCCUGUGUUUGUGCUAGGAGCCGCAUUUGGAAGACUGGUGGGAGAGAUCAUGGCCAUGCUAUUCCCUGACGGUAUCCUAUUCGAUGACAUCAUCUACAAGAUCCUACCCGGGGGCUAUGCAGUAAUUGGGGCAGCAGCGCUGACUGGUGCAGUGUCCCAUACGGUCUCCACAGCUGUGAUUUGCUUCGAGUUAACGGGUCAGAUUGCCCACAUCCUCCCCAUGAUGGUGGCUGUCAUCUUGGCCAACAUGGUGGCUCAGAGCCUGCAGCCCUCCCUCUAUGACAGCAUCAUCCAGGUCAAGAAGCUACCCUACUUGCCUGACCUUGGUUGGAACCAGCUCAGCAAAUUUACAAUCUUUGUUGAGGACAUCAUGGUGCGUGAUGUGAAGUUUGUUUCAGCCGCCUGCACGUAUGGGGAAUUGCAAACCCUGCUCCAGACCACCACAGUCAAGACUUUACCACUGGUUGAUUCGAAAGAUUCAAUGAUCCUGCUGGGCUCCGUGGAGCGGUCAGAGCUGCAGUCCCUCCUGCAGCGCCACCUGUGCCCUGAGCGGAGGCUGCGGGCAGCCCAGGACAUGGCCAGAAAGCUGUCUGAGCUGCCUUAUGAUGGAAAGGCGCGGCCUGCUGGCAGGGGGCACCAAGGCAUCCCAUCCGAGGGCCGGAGGGAGUCCUUUGCCUUUGUGGAUGAGGAUGAAGAGGAGGACUUCUCUGGGAAACCCGAGCUGCCUCCUCUCCCCGCUCCUCGCUCCUUUCCUGCCGCUCCAUUGUCCCCAGAAGAGCCCAAUGGGCCCCUGCCCAGCCACAAACAGCAGCCAGAAGCCCCGGAGCCUGCAGGUCAAAGACCCUCUGUCUUCCGGUCCCUGCUGCGCUGCUUACUGGGCAGACCUCGCCCCACGAAGAAGAAAACAACCCAGGAGUCAACGGAUUUGGUGGACACCAUGUCACCUGAAGAGAUUGAGGCCUGGGAGAAGGAGCAGCUGAGCCAGCCGGUGUGUUUUGACUACUGCUGCAUUGACCAGUCUCCCUUCCAGCUGGUGGAGCAGACGUCUCUGCACAAGACCCACACGCUCUUCUCGCUCCUCGGCCUCCACCUUGCUUACGUGACCAGCAUGGGGAAGCUCAGGGGCGUGCUGGCGUUGGAGGAGCUGCAGAAGGCCAUCGAAGGGCACACCAAGUCCGGGGUGCAGCUCCGCCCGCCCCUCGCCAGCUUCCGGAACACGACGACAGCUCGGAAGAACCCUGGGGGCCCGCCCCCGCCCACGGACACGUGGAGCCUGCCUGAGGACGGAACCGGGGCGGCCGGGGCGGGGGACAGGGCUCCCGCCUCCCCAGAGACCCCCGUGCCCUCCCCCUCCCCGGAGCCCCCUCUCUCGGUGGCUCCAGCCAAGGUGGAGGGCGAGCUAGAGGAGCUGGAGCUGGUGGAGAGUCCUGGGCCUGAAGAGGAGCUGGCUGAUAUCCUGCAGGGCCCCAGUCUGCGGUCCACCGAUGAGGAGGACGAGGAUGAACUGAUCCUGUGACGCCUCCAGGACCUCCUCCUCAAGACUGUCCAGAGGCCCCGGCCCCAGGCUGGCUUUGUGUGGGAGAGGGUACGUCCUGAGGUUGGAGGGAUCACACCGAUGUCCUGCCCCGUCCUGGGAAUUGUGAAAUGGCAUAGUGACAGUCUUAGAGGAGGGUUCCUUGCAGCAGAGAGUAGCCUUGAUCAGUUAUUUAGGCCACAUCCCCCCAUCCAGACAGGCAGGGGCUUCUAACCCCAGCGGAGGGCCUGAUAGUCCGUGGGGUUUCCCGAGUCUCUCUGGUGUGUGGGGUGGGACAUACCCUGCGACUUUCAGGCCUCCCCUUAUUCUCCAGGAGCCCCCUGAUGUUCUUGUCCCAACACCUUCCUGGCUCUGCCUAUGUGUCUGCCAGUCUCCAUGGCGGGGACCCACAUGACUGUGGCCUGUGGAGGAGAUGGGAGGCCCUCAUGACCUCGUGGACAGAUGGCCCCGGAAUAUACCCCAGAACAGUCCGCACCCCUCUCUCAGAGCCCCCCACCCCGUUCUCCCACUGGCUCACACCGGCUCCCUGGAAGUUGCCCCCCACUACCUGUCACGAGGCAAGGGUCAUCGCUAGGGCACUGAAAGGCCGGUCCCAUCACCUCCUCCUUUGCCUCAGACUUAAGCAGUGCAAUGUGGAUAAAGGAGGGGCAGCCUGACAGAGAAAAGUUCUCUGUGGAGGAAGCAGGGUCACUCCUACCUCCUUCAGGCAGAAAUCACUCCCAUACCAGUUUCCUCACCCUCCAGUUUCCAGGUCACUCCCUGGAAACAUACAUCCCCCUCCCCAGUGUCGUCACUGAUCUGUCCUGCCCAAGGGUCGGCUGUGCCCUCCCGCUGCUGUGGCUGUGGCUUCUUCUACCCGGCACCAAGGCUCAGGGCAAGGUCACUGGGUCACUCAGACACCAGCCUUUAGGCUGGUUCUUUGUGUUCCUCUCCUAGAGGUGGAGAGAGGAGGGUUCAAAGUCAAGAUGGCAGAUGUCUUUGAUGCUUCCCACACUGGGGAAGUCAGAUCCGUAUCCUCCCCCAAUCGGCAACAGGGUGUCUGCUGUUAGCCUGUCUUUCUUGUAAGUGGUCUCGGGUGCUCUGAGCCUCCACACCCAAGGCUUUCCUCCCUCCCUCCUUUUAUGCCUUGUCUGGUUCUGCAGUUUUACCCCUUUCCGACAUUCUCCUCCUUCUCCUCCCCUGUGCCCAGUCUCCGUCACCCCCCAAAUAAGACACUCAUAGUCAGAUGUGCCACCACAUUCUGUUUAGUGCCAUUGAACACAGCCUGUAGCCCUCUCCAACAUCACGUCCCUUCCACCUCCCCAGGCCGAGAGAGAGAGAGAGAGAGAGAGAGAGAGGGCACAGCCUGGGGAGGGGGUUGGCAGUAGGCAUGUGAGCCCGUGCCCAUGUGUAAAUAAUCUAUAAUAUUUAUAUAUAUAUAUUUAUAUAUAAUUCUCUCUGUAAUAUAUGUCAUAGAAUCUCUCUUGGGCCUGGGGUGGGAAUGUCACAUUAAGAAAACAUGCUAAGACUGGCCAUAAAAAUGAAUUAGUUCCCAGACCUGGAAGACACAGAGUGGGAUGUAGAAGUGGGGGCAAAGAGAAGGGCAUACACUCAUUCACCAAGAGCCCCUCCUCAGCUGAGGGGCAAGAAGGAAGGCGUGGGGGGCAGUGGGGCAGUGGAAGGGGAGGAACGGGAGAUUUGGAGUUUUCU
Messenger RNA from Leopardus geoffroyi (Geoffroy's cat), 5151 nucleotides. It is a transcript of the gene CLCN1, whose product is annotated as chloride voltage-gated channel 1. Gene Ontology annotation, cellular component: membrane. The transcript is spliced from 23 exons. Gene Ontology annotation, molecular function: voltage-gated chloride channel activity. Lineage: Eukaryota; Metazoa; Chordata; Mammalia; Carnivora; Felidae. Bases 475 to 3444 code for a protein of 989 amino acids. The record is from RefSeq and is a predicted model, not a curated record. Gene Ontology annotation, biological process: transmembrane transport; chloride transport.